Lathyrus sativus (Indian pea) is the source of this 1722-nucleotide messenger RNA. The record is from the annotation of a GenBank genome assembly. Lineage: Eukaryota; Viridiplantae; Streptophyta; Magnoliopsida; Fabales; Fabaceae.
AUGGACUUGAAAAUGGAAAUUUUCUCCCUUGGUGAUACGUCAAAAACUGUUGGGAAAAUUUUGACUGACAUGUCAAGUCUUUAUGACAUAGGGCGCCGUAAACGCUCUGCAGGGCUUUUACUCAUUGAUCGCACACUCGAUCUUCUCACUCCUUGUUGUCAUGGGGACUCACUUAUUGACCGUAUAUUUUCUGCUUUGCCUCGUAGAGAAAGAACAAGUUCCCACGUAGGUUCAGGAAGCCAACUCAAACUUGGUUCUUCUUACCUCCAACGUGCUCCUUUAGAUGUUCAGAUACCACUUGCAAAGAUCCUUAAUGAAGAUUGGAAAGUAGACAAUUUUCGGCUUUUAGAGAGCGUUGAAGCUUUUUUAUGCGGGUGGGACUCUGGUAAUCCCGAUUCUCAGGUUGGAGACUUGAUUAAUCUUAGUCAAAAAAUUCACGACAAGCCUAGUCACGCCGGUAUAGAUAUACUCACGGGGUCUUUUGUCUCCUCUGAUAAUUUUCGUGGCAUGCCAUUCUUGGAAGCUAUACUAGAUAGAAGAACAAAAGAUGGGGCCUUACUGGUAAAGAAAUGGCUACAAGAAACUUUGCGCAGGGAAAAUGUUACUGUGAAUGUGAAAUCUCGUCCUUCUAUUGUUACAACACCUGAGUUGCAAGCUAUGAUCAAAGCAUUGUCCAGAAGCCAAUCAUCUUUUUUAAGGAACAAAGGAAUUAUCCAAUUGGCAUCUGCCACAUUAUCAGCCCUUGAGGAAUCAAAUUGCACCAAAUGGGAUGCAUUUAGCAGUGCAGUGAAAAUUCUGAGUGUAAGCUCUGGAGAAACCAGUCAAAGUCUUGCCGCUCAAAUUGGUGAUCUCAUAAAUAAGAGUGCUCUGUUGGGAUCACACGAAAAUAAAGGGAAAAGGGAUAUCUCAAAGGGUCUGAUUUCUUUGCAAGAUGCUUUGCUGUUAAUGAUCAUCGGAUAUAUUUUGGCAGGUGAGAAUUUUCCAACAUCUGGUUCUGAAGGGCCAUUUUCUUGGCAAGAGGAACGUCUGUUAAAAGAAGCCGUUGUAGACACUCUUCUUGAAAACCCAUCUGUAGUAAAUCUAAAGUUUCUAGAUGGACUAAAGAAAGAACUUGAAGCUAAUGUAAGCAAGUUAAAAUCAGAGGAAGCUACUGAAGUGCUGGAUAUUGAUGAUUUUGAUGAUGAUCAGUGGGGCAAAUGGGGUGAAGAAGAUGGCGAGGAUGAUAAUAAAAGUGAACAAGUAUAUGAUGACAUGCAGCUAAAGUUGGAGUUGCGUGAUAGGGUGGAUAACUUCUUCAAAUUUCUUCAUAAAUUAUCUGAUCUGAAAAGAAAGAAUGUACCAUUGAGGGAUGGUUCAUUGACCGUGGGAGGCAAUUUUGACGAGGAUACCUAUGUGGGAAAAGGGUUGGUUUAUAAGCUACUGACUAGGGUGCUAGGCAAGUACGAUGUGCCCGGGUUAGAAUACCAUUCUUCCACUGUGGGGCGCCUGUUUAAGAGUGGGUUUGGAAGAUUUGGCCUUGGUCAGGCUAAACCAAGUCUUGCUGAUCAAAAUGUCAUUUUGCUGUUUGUCAUUGGAGGCAUUAAUGGACUAGAGGUGCGUGAAGCAAUGGAGGCAUUGGCUGAAAGCGGAAGACCUGAUAUAGAGUUGCUUGUUGGUGGAACAACUCUUCUUACUCCUGAUGAUAUGCACGAUUUGCUGCUAGGGGAUUCGAGUUACUUUUAA